This is a messenger RNA of Hydatigera taeniaeformis, 819 nucleotides long. Lineage: Eukaryota; Metazoa; Platyhelminthes; Cestoda; Cyclophyllidea; Taeniidae. The record is from the annotation of a GenBank genome assembly.
AUGAAGUCUAAUGUGAUUUCUGCUUUUGAUGAUGAUCUUCUUCAUUCCACCGUCGUUGAUGCCUCUAACAUAAACGUUUUGGCCAAAGAUUUGAGCAGCAUACAUCUUGAGGGUGAUCCCGAAAUUCAAUGGCUCCUAAGAACUGUUGGUUUUAUCGAUCUGACUACCCUUGCUGGUGAUGACACUUCUGCUAAUGUGCAUCGCCUUUGCGCUAAGGCUAAGCGCCCUCUAAGUACUCCAAUUCUGGACAAACUUUCCGAACGUUAUGGAGUGAGCCCGGAGGAAGUCCGCACUGCUGCUGUUUGUGUCUACCCCUACCAAGUAAAAACUGCAUCGGAUUAUCUCAAACGAAUCAAUGCCUCAUACAUACCCAUAGCUGCCGUUGCUACUGGUUUCCCAUCUGGCCAAUAUUCUCUCAAAUCUAGAUUAGAAGAAAUCCGCUACGCCAUUGACAGCGGAGCCUCCGAAAUAGAUAUUGUUAUCAAUCACCUGUACGAUGAGAUUUGCGUAAUGCGAACGACAUGUGGAAGUCGUAUUCAUCUCAAGACCAUCCUUGCGGUUGGGGAGUUGGGCUCAUACGCAAAUGUGUAUGCGGCCUCAAUGGCAUGCAUGCUUGCUGGGGCUGAUUUCAUCAAAACUUCCACGGGCAAAGAGAGUACCGUUAACGCAACUCUGCCAAUCAGUGUGGUGAUGUGCCGUGCCAUUGCAGAUUUCCAAGAUACUUACGGCAUUAAGAAUUUCCGAGCCUCAUUUUUGUCCUCUACUUUGAGCAGACCACCUUUGGCUCUGCGAAUUUCUUCUUUACAUUCGGUCUCUUAA